ACGCACGUUAUAUUAUGACUUACGCCACUUUUGGAUUUCAAACUCAUUAAAUAGAGCUCUUGGAAUCCGCACAACACUCGUCCAGCACAAGAGUCGCAGUUCAUCAUCUCCGUCAGUGUUCCUCUCUCUGUCUCUCUCAAGAUUCUAUGUUGAAUGAUCUCCUCUACAGUUAUACUUAACUAUGUAAGAAACAAACAUGGACUGGACUGGAAUAGUGCCUCCUUUUGGGAUGGACCCGAGACCUUAUUCUCCUGAAACUUUUGCUGGAUUCAAGUGUCACAGUGUUGUUGAUGAGAAUGUUUGCCAUUCAAUGAAGGACAUGAAGAGCUUCUUUAUGGAACCUAAGCAUGACAAUUUCGCCGUGGAUAGUUUCUUAGGCCUUGGUAUGGAGAAUAUGGGCUUAAUAAGCUCCAAGAUGGAAGAGUUUUCACUUGGACUUGACUUUAGCUUUCUCCCAGAUGAGUAUGGUGGUCUAGAUCCUUGGAGCAAGCAAGAUAGAGAAGCAGGUUUAAAGCCAGAAAUUCUUGAUGGGUUUCUGGAUGAAGUUGAGGACGUGGAACAUAUCUACGCAUCUCACCAUCCUCCUUCAACUGCCAACCAUUUCCUUCCAGAAACACAAGUCAAGAAGGAAGUAUCUGAAUUAGAUGGUGAACCUUAUGGUCUUAUGACCUUCAGCACAGAAUCUCAUUCUCCUAGUGGAAGCAUCGGACUCUCCGAGUGGUCAAAAGAAACAGCUGUUCCACAUGCUGAAUCCAGUGGAAAUGUUAAAGAUGGUUUUGCUACAACAAACUCAAACGAGAUGCACUGGUCUUCUUAUGAGUCAGAAGAUGACAGGAAACCACUAUCCACUUUACUACUAGGCUCUUGGGUUGGACGAGGCAGGAGUCGAAACAAGAACUUGCUCAACACCCGUUGUACUAGUUUAGAGUCUUUCGGUGAAACAAAGUCUUGUUUGUCUUAUGACUUCAGGCCUCGGAAAGAACCUCUGGAGAGUACAUUGUCAUCUGAUGAUCCAAUAACUUCAUCUGAGAGCGAAGAUGACAAAUCUGUAACAACAAUCAAAUCCAAAAGCAGAAGUGACAGGAGAAAGCAUCAGAGGAUGUGGACUAUUGAUGAAGUGGUGAAGUUGCUUGAUGGUAUCUCUCACUUUGGUCUUGGCAAAUGGACUGAUAUAAAGAACCUCUUCUUUCACUCCGCAUCGCACCGCACGCCUGUUGAUAUCAGAGAUAAAUGGCGUAAUUUACUGAAUUACAGUAACAAGCAUAAUGGUGAUGAAGAGGGUGCAGAAAAACAACGGUGGUCAGCGGGUCGCACUAUCCCUAAGGAUAUACUACAUCGUGUAAGAGAACUUGCUUCACUCCACUCCAAGUCAUUGUGUGACUUUCAUGGCUCCUCAAGAAACUCAAGUAUGUCAAGGAAGAAGAAGAAUAAGAAUAAGAAGAGGAGUUGAUAAGUGUUGAUGGAGAAACUCUAGUAGAUUAAAAUCGAUACUGAGUCAUUUGAACUGUCCUCGAAAGUUUAGGUAGUCUGUAGGAUAUCAGUUUUAUUUGCAUCUUCUAUGUGGAUAUAUGAAAACGAGAAUGAGUACUCCAAUUUAGUAAAGCUUUCUUUCUGUA
Messenger RNA from Brassica oleracea var. oleracea, 1616 nucleotides. RefSeq lists its product as uncharacterized. The record is from RefSeq and is a predicted model, not a curated record. Lineage: Eukaryota; Viridiplantae; Streptophyta; Magnoliopsida; Brassicales; Brassicaceae. The coding region runs from base 197 to 1450 and encodes 417 amino acids. The transcript has 10 exons.